UUUAUGCCGCGAGUUUUUGUUUAUUUCAGCUAACAAGAAAACUUGAAACAUGAGUUAAGGUUUUGUUUUGUUCCGUCUGUUCAUUUUGUGAGGAGUUUCUCCGCUUUGUACCGUAACUGGAGCCGCUCCGGAGUGGAAAAUGUCCGUUGAUAAAGAGGAGACGCAGCAGAGGUUAAAGGCAGCAGUCCAUUACACCGUCAGUCUCAUGUGUCAGAAGAUGGUGGAGGACCACCGGAGACCGUUCAGCCGACACGUCAUAGCGGCUAUAACCGAGACAGCGUUCACACAGUGUGAUAUAUUUGCUAAAGAUCUGGAGGCCUUUGCAAGGCAUGCUAAAAGAAGCACAGUGUCUCCAGAUGAUGUAAAGCUUCUAGCCCGUCGCAGUACUGCACUGUCCAUCUACAUACAAAAUAAAAGUGAAGAACUGAACCAGGAGCAGAGGGAUUUGAAAAAGAAGAAUACUGGGAAGAGGAAGAGCAGAGACACGGAGGAGGACAGCAGAGAAUAAGGAAAGGACACAGGCAGGCCUGCAGCGUCUCAGAUAAACAUGAAGGCUGACUAAUACAUGACAAUAGGUUAAAUGUCAUUAAAGGUGCCAUCGUCUUUUAUGGGACGUAAAAGAUUCCUACAUUUGAUAUAUUCCAUUACAUUGAUAAGAAAUAACUUCUGAGUGUUGUAUGUCCUGGGACCUGCUGAUGUAAUGUCAAGUUAUGGUGCAUUUGGCACUGGUUUGACAUUCAAUAUGAAACAAUAUAAACUGAUUUGAAGCAGGUUUUUUCUGUCGUUGACAUUUACUUCAACACAUAUAUAGCCGUUUCUCCAAACUUUAAAAUAUUUCUCACUUGGAGAAACCUCAAAUACACUUAAGACUGUCAGGAAAACUAUCCUUAACAUACACUCACAUGUCCACUUUAUUUUGGUACACCAGUAUAAUCCAAUGCAAACCAGUACACUUGCCAUUAAGUCUUUUUUUAUGUAAUUUUGUUACUUUUAUGAACUGAUUUCCAUAGUUAUUGGUAAUGAAGUCCUGGUUUACAGACUAUUCAGAGGUGUUUGUAAUAUUGUGCCCUUCUCAUGGAUGUAAAUGGGGAGGAUAAAGUUUUUAAAUUAUGUCCAGUAAAUCAACUGUGUGACAAAGAAUUACUGCAAAUGCAACUGCAAAUAAAGUUUAGAGAAUUUU
Messenger RNA from Centropristis striata (black sea bass), 1180 nucleotides. RefSeq names its product centromere protein S (gene cenps). Gene Ontology annotation, biological process: replication fork processing; resolution of meiotic recombination intermediates. Gene Ontology annotation, molecular function: chromatin binding; protein heterodimerization activity. Lineage: Eukaryota; Metazoa; Chordata; Actinopteri; Perciformes; Serranidae. The transcript has 5 exons. Gene Ontology annotation, cellular component: FANCM-MHF complex; Fanconi anaemia nuclear complex. The coding region runs from base 140 to 508 and encodes 122 amino acids. The record is from RefSeq and is a predicted model, not a curated record.